Messenger RNA from Zeugodacus cucurbitae (melon fly), 1621 nucleotides. Its product is annotated as gustatory receptor 5a for trehalose-like. The record is from RefSeq and is a predicted model, not a curated record. Gene Ontology annotation, biological process: detection of chemical stimulus involved in sensory perception of taste; sensory perception of sweet taste. The transcript is spliced from 9 exons. Gene Ontology annotation, cellular component: membrane. Lineage: Eukaryota; Metazoa; Arthropoda; Insecta; Diptera; Tephritidae. Gene Ontology annotation, molecular function: sweet taste receptor activity.
ACUCACGAACAUGAAUAAACCAUACUUAAAUUAUACAUUUCUGAAGCAAAUUGCGAGUUACCUAAAAGUGAAACAAAUUACGGAGUCGCAACAGAAUGACGGCAAAAGGUAUAGCUAAUUGCGACGUAUAAAAAGGCAACCACAGCCGCGCCGAAAGCGACUUCAAAUAAUUAACGGAAUCUUACCUGUCAUCCGUAACCUGUCAAAAAGGCAAACCACAAUCGCUUUGGACGUGAACUGGGAGCGAAGCAAAGAGUUGUACGAACAAAGCAGAUACCCGAAAGUGCGCGGCAUCAGACGAGGCACACGUGCGGAUUUCAUACACAAUGGCAGUUUUCAUGAAGCCGUCGGGCCAUUGCUUGUGAUUGCUCAGUGUUUCUGCCUGAUGCCGGUGCGUGGCAUACUCGCCGUCAGCCCCAAAGGUUUGUCCUUCCGCUGGAAGAGUUUUCGCACCUGGUACUGUAUAUUAUAUACGCUGGUGACUAUUGCCGAUACGGGCCUCACCCUUAACAUGGUCGUAAAAGGUGUGCUGGAUGUGCGAAAUAUCGAGCCAUUAAUAUUUCAUGGCAAUAUACUUUUGGCUUCAAUUGGUUUUCUGUGCCUGGCCAGAAAGUGGCCGCAGUUGAUGCGAAAAUGGCAGCGGGUGGAGCGGCAGAUGCCGCCUUUUCAGUCGUGGCGUGAACGCGAGGCUCUGUCGGUGCGUGUGCAUAAGGUGACCUUCGUGCUCAUCACACUGUCGUUGACUGAGCAUCUGUUGAGCACCAUUUCGGCCAUACAUUUCGCCAAUUAUUGUCCCUCACGCGUGGACCCAAUCGAAUCGUAUUUCAUGUCCGUUGUUUCACAAAUUUUUUUCAUUUUCGAUCAUUCCACUUGGCUGGCUUGGUUCGGAAAGAUAUUGAAUGUGCUCAUGACUUUCGGUUGGAGUUACAUGGAUGUUUUUCUUAUGAUAAUUGGUAUAGGGCUGUCUUCUUUGUUCGAACAAGUGCAACGCAGUUUGGAGCGCGUUAGAGGACAGGUGAUGACCGAAUCUUAUUGGACGCGUACCCGUUUACAAUAUCGCCUUAUUUGUGAUCUCAUAGUACAAGUGGACUCCGCUGUAUCCGCCAUAACUAUGCUAUCGUUCGCUAACAAUCUUUACUUCGUUUGCAUACAGUUACUCAAGAGUAUGAACACAAUGCCAUCUGUAGCGCAUUUCAUAUAUUUCUACGCGUCGCUCAGUUUUCUUUUGGGGCGCACCUUGGCCGUCUCACUGUAUUUGUCUGAGGUUAACGAUCGCUCUCGUGAUCCGUUAAAAAUCAUAAAACAAGUGCCGAAGGAGGGCUAUCAUCCUGAAGUCGAACGAUUGGCUCACGAGAUAGGCAUGGAUACGGUAGCAUUGACCGGAUUGAAAUUUUUUAACAUUACCCGUGGCUUGGUGUUGACGGUUGCCGGCACUAUUGUUACCUACGAACUAGUGCUCAUACAGUUUCAUGAAGAUCAGAAUUUAUGGAAUUGUAAUUAAUUUUUAACAUUACGGGUUGUUUAUCCUUUUCAACAAAUAAUAUAUUCAAUUUUAUCCUUUCCCUCUUUAUCUAUCGAAUCAUGUUUGAAGACAUUUUUUGUUGUUUUAUCGAGAGCUUCU